Tachysurus vachellii is the source of this 2170-nucleotide messenger RNA. It is a transcript of the gene sapcd2, whose product is annotated as suppressor APC domain containing 2. Lineage: Eukaryota; Metazoa; Chordata; Actinopteri; Siluriformes; Bagridae. The record is from RefSeq and is a predicted model, not a curated record. The transcript has 6 exons. The coding region runs from base 258 to 1580 and encodes 440 amino acids.
CAGAGUGUGUGUGAGAGACAGAGAGAAGGAAAGAGAGAGAGAGAGGGAGGGAGAGAGAAAGAGAGACAGAGAGAAGGAAAGAGAGGGAGAGAGUUGGAGAGAGCGAGGGGGAUAGAGAAAGAGAGAGAGAGAGAGAGAGAGAGAGAGAGAGAGAGCAAACUGGGUGGGAAGAAAAGUAUCCGAAUGAUGCGUUUGAAUGAGUUACACUUUUAGUGAUUAGUAAACAUUAGUAACCUGUAGUCUGUUUUUAGAGCUUCAUGGCUUUGAUCCCAACAGAUCCGAGCUUCACUCAUCCCGGACUGAUCACUUUAAAAAACCCCAGCAUGCAAGACGCAGAGUUUAACACCGACGGCUUACCGAAAGCCUUUCUGCACAGCCUGCGCACUUUGUUCGAUAUUUUAGACGACGGGAAGCGCGGCUAUGUGCACAUCUCUGAGAUCGAGAGCCGGUGGCACGGGGCAGAGACGCAGGACCUACCGGGCGGUGUGGUGCAGAGUCUCAGGCGGAUCACACCACCGCACGGAUGUCUCACUUUCGAGCGCUUCGUGGCGGGGCUUCGAUACUCGAUUUUCAAUCCUGACCGCGCUCAAACUAAGCAACACGUCCAUCCAAACGGUUUCAAACCGCAGCCACACAAUAAAGUGCGACCUCUCGGACCGAGCAACGGGAUUAAUGUUCAUCACAGCCGCGCGAGCGCGCCACAAAACCGCACGCGGCAGCAGUACGACAACAGAAGCAAACUGUGCGCGAGCGAUUCCUCAUCGUACGUUAACCCCGGUGUUCAGCCAUGUACAAGGAGCGGCAGGAGCCUGGAGCGCGUUCCCGUGGCACCGGAGCGCGCGCCUAACCGGUCCGAUUCGGUUCGCGUGGGGAAAAAGGUGCAGCAGCCCACGCGUGUGCAGUCAGUCGAAUCAAUCCCGAUUGAAUCCUUUCCCAAGACAAUCUCAGGUCAGCAGCAAGGCGAACGUUUCGGGCUGCCUCGAUCACAGAGCGAGACGACUGCAGGGUUCGCGGCGACCAGGCGACACAGCAGGAGCCGGGACGAGCCGAGACGACACACCAUCACUAGCGGAGUCGACUAUGGAAUGCUAAAGCAGAUGAAGGAGCUGGAACAGGAGAAGGACUCACUGCUGUCUGGACUGGAUCUGGUGGAGAGAGCGAGGGAGUGGUACACAAGUCAAAUCCAUAAUGUGAAGGAGAGACAGAGGCUCGUUGGGCAGACUGGUCACUUCACUGAUUUUCUGACUGAAUCCAAUCAAUGUCGCCUGAAUGUCCUCCUGCCCAAACUACAGGAAGUGAAUCGCUGCCUUAAUGAGCUCAUGUCCUGCUCUGGAAUGUCAUUCCCUUCUCCGAGUGCACAGACUUCUGUCCUCUCCCCCAGCGUCCCACCUAUUCCUGCUCCUCCUCAGGCCAUCCAGCGACUCAAGGACCAGAAUCACCUUCUCACACAGGAGGUGACGGAGAAGAGCGAACGCAUUACCCAGUUGGAGCAGGAGAAGUCGGCACUUAUCAAACAACUGUUCGAAGCCCGAGCUCGUAACGCUCAUGACAACAGUGUCCUUGACUCAACCUUCAUAUGAAUAAACAGAUCAGACCACAACCACAACCAAAUCCCACUUUUGCUCAGCCAAAGGACUGCAAACACUCCUUCACUACACCUGACGUGGAUUUGACUGACUGCUGCUUCCAUGGUGUACCGAUGAGGUUUCAUUUGACUGCAUGCAAACACGCAAAGGUUAAAAGUCACACAUUUCUUCACAAGCAAAAUUGACUCUAUGUUUAUGUACCACUUUUGAGUGAAUGUUACUACGUUUCCUGCACUGACAGGCAUUGACAAAUCAGUGGCUUUUAGUAUGAGCUUGCUUUAUAGUUUAACCUUCAAGUUUUUUUUUUUUAAAUUUUUUUCUGCUCUUUCUUCUUUUUUUUAUUAAAUCGACCUGAAUGCUUUGGCUUAGAUUUUGACCUUUACACUCCAGAACUAUCCAUAUAAUCAGUCAGACAAAGAAACACAUUAUGGACUUGUCAUACUGGGCCUCAUUUAUCAAACUGGCUACAAACCAAACGAUUCGUAAAACGUUCACACGAGCAUUUACACACAGGGUGGCCACGGGUCUAUAAAAUGUUUUAAAAUGUAUCAACGUUUUUCUUACAAUAAAAGGCCUUAAAAGUA